AAAAUACUUUUUCACACGAAUUGCUACUUACAUGCGCAACUUUUAUAUGUUCAUCCAUAUCUGCUAACACCUGUAUAGGUUAAUAUUUGACCAUAGUGUAAGAAAAGCAAUAGCAUAUCUUGUCUCCUUAAUUUCAUGAAUCAGUUAAAGCUAUGAUUACUUAGCUUCUUCCUGAUUUUCUAUUUAAUUUCUAAAAAUAUGAGUAGUUCAAAUAUUGAAAAAAUUUCAUAAAGAACUAUUGAAACUAAGUGAAGCACUGAAAACUAAUGGUACUUUAAGCCCUGAAAUGUAUGAAAACUACACUGUUGGUAUUUUUUCUUCUGUCAUUAUUUUGUUUCUCUUGUUUUUGUUGCUUUUCUCUAUUAUUAUUGUUUUUCGGUCUUGUGUAGAUGGAAAAUAAAGAUCAUACAUGGAUGUAUAAUAGAACUUAUCCUAACCAUUUGGGGUUGAGGGAGAAAUAUAAAGCCGGGGUAGCUGGAUUUAUUGCUAAAGCAAUGACACUUGAGGAUUUUCUUAUUGAAGGGACAAUUAGUUGUCCUUGUUGGAAUUGCAAGUGUUGCAAGUUAUUGAGUCCAGAUGUUGUUACAUUACAUCUUUAUAAAAAGGGUUUUAUGUUGAAUUAUACUGUGUGGACAGCUCAUGGAGAGAGUAGAGAGAGUAGUGCUGCUAAUAAUUUUGCUUUUCAGAAUUAUGUUGAAAGUCCAAUAAGAGAGAAUAAUGUUGAAAGUUCACGAUAUAGUGAGAUGGUGUGGGAUGCUUCUGGGACACACUCAAGGGUUCAAAAUAAACCAAAUGAUGAGGAUAAGCACUUUUAUGAACAGUUAAAGGAAGCUAGUCAUCCAUUGUAUGAAGGAUCAAUGCAUUCCAAGUUAUCUGAUGCAAUUCGGUUACUAAGUAUUAAGUCAGAUUAUUCUAUUUCACAUGAGGGCAUGAAUUCUAUCAUUGGACUUAUGAAUGAACUUAACCCAAGUAAGCUUGACUUACCGAAAGAUUUCUACACAACAAAGAAGUUGGUUUCUAAGUUAGGACUUUCAUCAGAGAGGAUUCACUGUUGCGAGAAAGGUUGCAUGUUAUUCUAUAAGGAAGAUGCAAAUUUAGAACAUUGCAAAUUUUGUAACCAGCCUCGCUAUAAGAAAGUCACACCUGCCAAAGGGAAGAAGGUUCCUGUAAAGUCAAUGCAUUACUUACCCUUUAUGCCACGGUUAAGAGGUUGUAUGCAUCAAUGAGCUCUGCCCCUCACAUGAGAUGGCAUUAUGAAAAUAAAAGACCACCUGGUGUUUUUUGUCACCCGAAGCAUGGAAGUAUUUUGAUAGUGUGUAUCCGAAUUUUGCUAGUGAACUAAGAAAUAUUAGGUUGGGAUUAUCUACUGAUGGAUUCACUCUAUUUUCAGUCUCAGUUACACCAUAUUCAUGUUGGCCAGUGUUUGUGACUCCUUAUAAUCUCCCGCCUGAAUUGUGUAUGACAAGUCAGUAUAUAUUUCUAACUUGCAUUAUUCCAGGUCCUCGCAAUCCAAAAGUUUUGAUUGAUGUAUAUCUGUAGCCAUUGAUUGAUGAGUUGAACUUAUUGUGGCAUGAAAGUAUGGAAGCAUAAGAUGUAUCAAUGAAACAAAACUAUAGAUUGCGUGCUACUUUGAUGUGGACUAUAAAUGACUUUCUUGCUUAUGGAAUGAUGUCUGGGUGGUCGACUGCGGGCAAGUUAGCUUGCCCUUGUUGUAUGGAAGACACAAAAGCAUUCACUUUGAAACAUGGGGUAAAAACCCAUGGUUUGAUUGUCACCGUCGAUUCUUGCCAAUGCAACAUGAGUUUAGGAGAAAUACUAGUGAUUUUAUGAAGAAUAAGUCUGGUUUUGAGGAGCCACCGCCAAUUUCGUCGGGAGAAGAAAUUUGGGAUAGAGUAAGGAAUUUGCUAAAGGUAUCAGAGUUUCCACCAUCCAUGAUACCUGGUUAUGGUGUUACAUAUAACUGGACUAAACGAAGCACUUUUUAGGGGUUAGAUUAUUGGAAGGACAAUCUUUUGCCUCAUAAUCUGGAUGCCAUGCAUAUUGAGAAAAACUUCUUUGACAACUUGUUUAAUACUGUGAUGGAUGUAAAUAACAAAACAAAAGAUAACUUGAAGGCCAGGAUGAACUUAAAGGAGUAUUGUCGGCGUAGUUAGUUGUACCUGACAUACUUAAACAAUAAGAUUCAAAAGCUCAAGGCUAGUUAAACAUUCACUUUGGAUAAUAGAAGAGUGAUUUGUGAUUGGGUUAAGAAUUUGAGAAUGCCAGACGGAUAUGCGUCAAAUUUAUCCAGUUGCGUUGACAUGAAGGAAGGGAAGUUGACCUCUAUGAAGAGCCAUGACUGUCACAUUUUCAUGGAGUCACUGAUGCCAAUUGCAUUCAGUGCAUUGCCUGAUAGAAUAUAAUAUGGAAGCCUAUAACAGAAAUAAGCUUAUUUUUCAAAGAUUUAUGUUCUAACACAUUAAAGGAGGAGAACCUAUGUUUGAUGGAUAUCAACAUUCGCUUAACCUUAAACGAGUUGGCAAAAAUUUUUCCUCCUGGUUUUUUUGAUAUUAUGGAGCAUCUUCCAAUUCACCUUAUGCGUGAGGCACGACUUGGAAAGCCUGUUCAGUGUAGAUGGAUGUAUCCUUUUGAGAGGACUAUCGGCAAAUGUAAGCGGACCAUAAAAAAUAGAUCUCGAAUUGAGGGAUCAAUAUGUGAGGCUUAUUUGGCUAAAAAGACCUCUUAUUUUUGUUCAUAUUAUUUUAAACAAUGAUGUACCAUGUCUGAGAAACCUAGCUAAUAGGUAUGAUGAUAGAGACAAUACAGACCUUUCAACACCACCAUUUUCAAUAUUCAAUC
Messenger RNA from Capsicum annuum, 2838 nucleotides. RefSeq lists its product as uncharacterized. The transcript has 2 exons. The record is from RefSeq and is a predicted model, not a curated record. Lineage: Eukaryota; Viridiplantae; Streptophyta; Magnoliopsida; Solanales; Solanaceae. The coding region runs from base 390 to 1226 and encodes 278 amino acids.